AUGUUCUCGCGGGUGUCUAGGACGUUUCUUUCUUCUCGCUUUGUGGCUGUCCCAAGGCUACCUAUUUCCGCAUACCAUGAAAAAGUAUUGGAUCAUUACGAGAAUCCCAGAAAUGUUGGGUCCCUUGACAAAAAUGAUAGGCAUGUUGGAACAGGACUUGUUGGUGCUCCUGCCUGCGGUGAUGUGAUGAAACUACAAAUUAAGGUAGACAAUGAGGGUCGUAUCGUGGAUGCUAAGUUUAAGACUUUUGGCUGUGGUUCAGCCAUUGCAUCGAGUUCUCUUGCAACUGAGUGGGUGAAGGGUAAAACCAUCGAUGAGGCCUCAACCAUCAAGAACACCGACAUUGCGAAAGAACUCUGCCUUCCUCCUGUCAAAUUGCACUGCUCCAUGCUUGCGGAGGAUGCAAUUCGCGCGGCAAUUUCCGACCUGAAGGAGAAGCAGCAGCAGAAUAGUGGUAGCUCCCCUGAGACGGUCAACUAG
Messenger RNA from Echinococcus granulosus, 480 nucleotides. RefSeq names its product Iron-sulfur cluster assembly enzyme ISCU. Gene Ontology annotation, cellular component: mitochondrial matrix; cytoplasm. Bases 1 to 480 code for a protein of 159 amino acids. Gene Ontology annotation, molecular function: 2 iron, 2 sulfur cluster binding; ferrous iron binding. The transcript is spliced from 3 exons. The record is from RefSeq and is a predicted model, not a curated record. NCBI's taxonomy places the organism in Eukaryota, Metazoa, Platyhelminthes, Cestoda, Cyclophyllidea, Taeniidae. Gene Ontology annotation, biological process: iron-sulfur cluster assembly; intracellular iron ion homeostasis.